Molecule: messenger RNA, 984 nt
Organism: Pocillopora meandrina
Lineage: Eukaryota; Metazoa; Cnidaria; Anthozoa; Scleractinia; Pocilloporidae
Source: the annotation of a GenBank genome assembly
AUGGCAACAAGCGACGGAUUUCCCAUAGUAAUAGUUGUCACAUUCAUAUGUGUUUAUUUCCUAAUCUUCCUGUCGUCUAUCGUGGGGAACUCAUUCGUUCUUUGGCUGUGUUACAAACUAAAACGACAACGAGAGUCUUCUUUGACGUGUUGUAUCGCCAACUUGGCAAUUGCAGACGUAGCAUUUACGGUACUGUCCAUUUUUGACUUGGUAACAUUCUUAUGGACCUGGGUAGGCGGCGAGAUAUCCUGUAAAUUACAAAGCUUUUCCAUUGAAGCAUGCUACUCCACCUCCAUACUGACUCUUGUUCUUAUCAGUUUUGAGCGUUUGAAGGCUGUGGUAGACCCUUUAAGUGUCAGACUCAUCACAAAGGAAUACAUGCUACGAAAGUUAAUAGCCGUUUGGUCAGUUAGCGCAGUCGUCGCUUCGCCUUUGUUUUAUGCUUAUCAAACCCAAACAGAUGACACAGGAACCGUUUCCUGCACGAAUAGCAUGUUCGGGGAUAUAGCGCGACAGAUCUAUUACACUAUUCACGCAUUUUGUUUUUUCCUUGUACCUCUUGCCUACAUGAUAGUUGUUCAGAAGAGAAUUUUUCUUUCCUUAAGCUCAAGCGUUGCAUCAAAUACAUCAAACACCAUAGCUUCCAUGCGCUAUAAGCGGCAUUACAAAGUGGCCAAGGUCUUAGCAGCUCUUACAAUAGCGUUUGUAACGUGUUGGUCACCUUUCAUGGUCACACGCACGAUGAUGUACUUCCAUCUCACUAAUGGUGGUUACGUAUGGCGAGUGUCUCAGUUAUUGAUUCUGUUAAAUACAGUCUUAGAUCCAAUAUUAUACGGAGUCUACGGAGAAUCUAUGAGGCGGUAUGCUCGAAGUUUAUUCAAGAAAACAGGAUGGACUCCGUUUCCUCGUGUGGACCCUCUCCGCGACCGACAAGAAACAAUGCAAGUAACGGAUUCACAAUCCAUGGAGGUGUUAGCUGCUUAA